AUGGUCGCCCACACUGCUCCAUUGGUACAGACAUCCGCAACCUAUCUCACAUCAUCUAGCCGUUCUAACAAACCCAUGCCUAAAUCUACUCGCAGGCGCAGAUCCCGUCCGUCUCGGCACGGGUCUGCACCAAGCAAGCCGAAGAACAACCAUAGUUCCUCCCAGGGUCAUAACCGGACUAAGAAACUCGCGAUCAUCAAGAGCAGGCAUCGCCAGCAUAUCAUGGCCAAUCUAGCUGCCAGCAAGGCUCGUCGUGCCCGAUGGGCAGAGAUCGCUCUCGGAACGCAGAGGAUCGUAAUGGGUGACGGCAAGUACGUUGAAGAACGGACAUGCGUCCCGUCUUCCUUGCCGUCUCCGUUAUUGACAGAGCCUUUCUCCGAAGGUUCGGUUGCACUGCCUGUGGUCCAUGAUAUCGGCCUACAGAUCCAGUUUAGCCGACAAGGCACCCAGUUUUACCCCCAUUAUUCCGAGCACCUGGCCAAGUGGUACAUUGCGCCGCAGGUGAAGGACUCACAGACCAGUCCCACGACUACCAUCGAGUUCACUUCGAUGUCUCCCCUUUCCACCGCAAGGUCGAUCACGCGGACAUCCGCGGUCGGCGUACUGUCGUUCGCCUCUGCCAAGCGCCCUGGCGGCGGCUACCUCAAUGGCGGCGACGAGCAGGAAGAACGCCUCGCACGCUCGACUGCUCUCGUGGCCAGCCUCACCGCCCCUGCCGGAUUGAACUUCUACGAAGAGCUCAGACGAUUCGCGUCUGAAGAUGGAUCCGGGUUACAGGCACACUCCGUUUUAUACAGUCCUGGCGUCUCAGUAAUACGAAGUGACGACGAAAGAGAUGAUGGCAAAUUCAUCGAGCCUUACGCUGUCGACAUCGUAUCUGCCGUGCCCGUCAAUGCGGCUGCAGUUCGACGCCGGUAUCACGUCACCGAGUCAGACUCUCAAAUGUUUGAGGACGGCAUACGUACUGCCACUAAGGAACGGCUCGCGCGAGUCCUGCGGGUGUUCGAAGAUCACGGCGAUCGCCAGUUGGUGUUAGGCGCCUUUGGCUGCGGCUCGAACGAGAACAACGUCGAGAUGAUCGCGGAGAUCUGGGCCGAGUUGCUUGUCACUGGCCCGUCCUCCCCAGAAGAAGGCAAAGCCCGAUUCGCCAACGUGUUCGAGUCAAUCGUGUUUGCAAUCCCCCCGCGAUUGAUCGAGAGGUUCAAGACCGCGUUUGACAUGCGGGUGUUUGAGGCGGAGGUGGAGAAGGCGGCGUCCGAUGAAGACGAUUAG
Messenger RNA from Punctularia strigosozonata HHB-11173 SS5, 1272 nucleotides. RefSeq lists its product as uncharacterized. The record is from RefSeq and is a predicted model, not a curated record. NCBI's taxonomy places the organism in Eukaryota, Fungi, Basidiomycota, Agaricomycetes, Corticiales, Punctulariaceae. The transcript is spliced from 2 exons. The coding region runs from base 1 to 1272 and encodes 423 amino acids.